GAGAGGGGUCGCUGGGAGAGGGUGGGUGAGGGACAGAACAUGUGGCAGAUGGGAAUGAGGGCCGUGAUUCUCACGCCAGGCACUGCUGCCCGCCCGCCGCCAUGCCGACCCGACUGCCCCUGCUGCCCCUGCGCCUGUGCCGGCUGUGGCCCUACAGCCCUUCCGUGCGGCUCCUCUCGGCCGCCACAGGGCAGCGCUGCACCCUGACAGAGACCCUGGUAACCCGGCCCUGCACAGCCGCUUUGUAGAGCUGAAUGAGGCUUACCAUGUGCUUAGCCAUGAGCAGAGCCGCCGAAGCUACAACAGCCAGCUCCAUUCAGCCAGCCACCCGAAAUCAUCAGGGACCACAGCCUACCCCAAGUCUGCCAGACAAACACACAGCAGCUCCUGGGCACCCCCCAACGAACAAUACUGGGCCCAGUUUCAUGGUGUGAGGCCACAGGGGCCUGAAUCACGGCGGCAGCAGCGGAAACACAAUCAUCGGGUGCUGGGGUACUGCCUCUUGCUCAUGCUUGCAGGCAUGGGCCUGCACUACGUUGCCUUCAGGAAACUGGAGGAGAUGCACCGCAGCUUCAUGGAUGAAAAGGACCGGAUCAUCACCGCCAUCUACAACGAUACACGGGCGCGGGCCAGGGCCAACCGAGCGAGGCUCCUACAGGAGCGGCACCCGGGGCUGCAGCCGCCGCCUUCCGGGGCUUCCCCAGGCUCCGGACUUGUGCCCCCUAGCGCCGGCCCCUGAGGGGCUCUACAGGCCCGCAGGGCAUUCGAGCCUCGCUGAGGCCCCGGACUGUGCAAUAAAGCGGUUCUCAGAGCUU
Messenger RNA from Chinchilla lanigera (long-tailed chinchilla), 815 nucleotides. It is a transcript of the gene Dnajc4, whose product is annotated as DnaJ (Hsp40) homolog, subfamily C, member 4. The record is from RefSeq and is a predicted model, not a curated record. NCBI's taxonomy places the organism in Eukaryota, Metazoa, Chordata, Mammalia, Rodentia, Chinchillidae.